GGCCUGCUACAACCUGAUGGACUUUGAGGCGGUGGCCCGCAAUGUGAUGAAGAAGACGGCCUGGGCCUACUACUCCAGCGGCGCUGAUGAUGAGAUUACCAUGCGUGAGAACCAUUCCGCAUUCCACAAGAUCUGGUUCCGGCCUCGGGUCCUCGUUGAUGUCGAGCACGUGGACUUCUCCACGACGAUGCUGGGCACCAAGGUGGCGGCACCGUUCUACGUGACGGCGACGGCGCUGGGCAAGCUGGGCCACCCGGAGGGCGAGGUGAUCUUCACGCGGUCGGCGCACACGCAUGACGUGAUCCAGAUGAUUCCGACGCUGGCGUCGUGCUCGUUCGACGAGAUCGUGGACGCGCGGCAGGGGGCACAGGUGCAGUGGCUGCAGUUGUACGUGAACAAGGACCGGGAGAUCACGAAACGGAUCGUGCAGCACGCGGAGGCGCGCGGGUGUAGGGGUCUAUUCAUCACGGUGGACGCGCCGCAGCUGGGGCGGCGCGAGAAAGACAUGCGGUCUAAGUUCUCGGACGUGGGGUCCAGCGUGCAGGCGUCGGGCGGCGACAGCGUGGACCGGUCGCAGGGGGCGGCGCGCGCCAUCUCGUCGUUCAUCGACCCCGCCUUGUCUUGGAAGGACAUCCCCUGGUUUCAGUCCAUCACCAAGAUGCCCAUCGUGCUGAAAGGGGUGCAGUGCGUCGAGGACGUGCUGCGCGCCGUCGAGGCCGGCGUCCAGGGCGUCGUCCUCUCCAACCACGGCGGCCGCCAGCUCGAGUUCGCCCCCUCCGCCGUCGAGCUUCUUGCCGAGGUCAUGCCCGCCCUGCGCCAGCGCGGCCUCCAGGAUAAGAUCGAGGUCUACGUCGACGGCGGCAUCCGCCGCGCUACCGACAUGCUCAAGGCCCUCUGCCUCGGCGCCAAGGGCGUCGGCAUCGGCCGCCCUUUCCUCUUCGCCAUGUCCGCCUACGGCCAGCCCGGCGUCGAGCGCGCCAUGCAGCUGCUCAAGGACGAGAUGGAGAUGAACAUGCGCCUCAUCGGCGCCAACAAGAUUGAGGACCUCAAUCCCGGCCUGGUGGAUGUCCGCGGCUUGGUCGGCGGCCACAAUGCCGUCGUGCCCUCGGAUACCCUGUCCGCGGGCGCGUAUGAUCCUCUGGUCGCGCCGCGGUUCAGCGAGAAGGCCAAGUUGUAGGUGCUCAUGGGGGUGUUCGUCCUGGUUCUUGCUAUGACCUUAGUUUGGUUGUCUCCGUUCUGUUCAUAUAUAUGUUCCUAUACCCUAUAGUUAGACCCUCUAUCUGAUUGCAUUCUUCAAAAAAAAAAAAUAUUGAUGAGAUGACCCUGCUUGUGCUUGUAUUCAUGAUAGAGAUUCUGAUUCUAUAAGGUGAACAAGCAACCAAGUAGUUUCUUAGUGCUUGGAUGUCUUUGCAGCAGAAUAUUUCAUAGUGAUAUAAACGCCUAAUGC
Messenger RNA from Aspergillus saccharolyticus JOP 1030-1, 1447 nucleotides. Its product is annotated as L-lactate dehydrogenase (cytochrome). Gene Ontology annotation, biological process: lactate metabolic process. The record is from RefSeq and is a predicted model, not a curated record. The transcript is spliced from 2 exons. Bases 17 to 1177 code for a protein of 386 amino acids. Lineage: Eukaryota; Fungi; Ascomycota; Eurotiomycetes; Eurotiales; Aspergillaceae. Gene Ontology annotation, molecular function: FMN binding; L-lactate dehydrogenase (cytochrome) activity.